This is a messenger RNA of Chrysochloris asiatica (Cape golden mole), 1848 nucleotides long. RefSeq names its product coiled-coil domain containing 93 (gene CCDC93). Bases 10 to 1848 code for a protein of 612 amino acids. The transcript has 23 exons. Gene Ontology annotation, biological process: Golgi to plasma membrane transport. NCBI's taxonomy places the organism in Eukaryota, Metazoa, Chordata, Mammalia, Afrosoricida, Chrysochloridae. The record is from RefSeq and is a predicted model, not a curated record.
AACCGGAUCAUGGGGCUCCCCAAGGGACCGGAGGCCCAGAGUCUCCCAGAGGUGGAAACACGUGAAGAUGAGGAACAAAAUGUCAAGUUGACUGAAAUUCUGGAGCUCUUAGUUGCAGCUGGGUAUUUCAGGGCCAGAAUUAAAGGCUUGUCACCUUUUGACAAGGUGGUGGGGGGAAUGACUUGGUGCAUCACCACUUGCAACUUCGACGUAGACGUUGAUUUACUCUUUCAGGAAAACUCUACAAUAGGUCAAAAAAUAGCUCUCUCAGAAAAAAUUGUCUCAGUUCUGCCAAGGAUGAAAUGUCCACACCAGCUGGAGCCCCACCAGAUCCAAGGCAUGGACUUUAUUCACAUAUUUCCUGUUGUUCAGUGGCUGGUGAAGCGAGCCAUAGAAACAAAAGAAGAGAUGGGUGACUAUAUCCGCUCUUACUCCAUAUCCCAGUUCCAGAAAACCUACAGUCUCCCAGAGGAUGUGUACAAGCCCCGUCGGAAAUAUAGACGCCAACAGGGAGCAGAGGAGCUACUUGAUGAAGAAUCCCGAAUCCAUUCUACACUCUUGGAAUACGGCAGGAGAUAUGGAUUUAGUCGCCAGAGCAAAACAGAAAAGGCUGAUGACAAGAAAACAGCCCUUUCUGCAGGACUCUCAGUAGCGGAAAAAGCUGAAGCCCAUGAGGAGGAUGAACUCCGAGCUGCUGAAGAGCAGCGUAUUCAGUCACUGAUGACCAAGAUGACUGCCAUGGCAACUGAGGAGAGCCGGCUCACUGCAAGCUCCGUGGGCCAGAUCGUGGGCCUGUGCUCCGCAGAAAUCAAGCAGAUCGUGUCUGAGUAUGCUGAGAAGCAAUCUGAGCUGUCAGCUGAAGAUAGUCCAGAAAAAUUAGGAGCUUCUCAGCUACAACGUCGGAAAAUCAUUUCCCUGAACAAGCAGAUUGUGCAGAAGACCAAACAUCUGGAAGAGUUGCAAGCAAGUCAUGCCAACCUACGAGCCAAGUUCUGUGAAAGAAAGAAAGCUCUGACAGAGUUAAAGAGUUACAGUGAGAAACUAGACAAAGAACAGGCAACCCUCGAGAAGAUAGAAUCCAAAGCUGAUCCAAGUAUCCUGCAGAACUUGAGAGCACUUGUGGCCAUGAAUGAAAAUCUGAAAAGUCAGGAGCAGGAGUUCAAAGCACAUUGUCGGGAGGAGAUGACACGGCUGCAGCAAGAAAUUGAAAUCCUGAAAGCUGAAGGAGCGCCAGGUGGAGAUGGAAAGACCCUGGCCGGUGGAGAGCUGCAUGGUGACCUGAGUCCUGCCAUGACUCAUAAUGAAGAUCUUGACAGGCGAUAUAGUAUGGAGAAAGAGAAACUUUACAAAAUCCGUUUACUACAGGCUCGACGAAAUCGAGAAAUAGCAAUUUUGCACCGCAAGAUUGAUGAAGUGCCCAGCCGAGCAGAGCUAAUACAGUAUCAGAAGAGAUUCAUUGAACUCUACGGCCAAAUUUCAGCAGUCCACAAAGAAACCAAGCAGUUCUUCACUUUAUAUAAUACCCUUGACGAUAAAAAGGUGUAUUUGGAAAAAGAGAUUAGCCUGCUGAACUCAGUUCAUGAAAACUUCUCACAAGCUAUGGCCUCCUCUGCUGCUCGUGACCAGUUUUUACGUCAGAUGGAACAGAUCGUGGAAGGCAUUAAGCAAAGUAGAAUGAAGAUGGAAAAGAAGAAGCAAGAGAACAAAAUGAGAAGAGACCAGUUGAAUGACCAGUACUUGGAAUUGUUAGAAAAACAGAGGCUCUACUUCAAGACUGUGAAGGAGUUCAAGGAGGAGGGCCGCAAGAACGAGAUGCUGCUCGCCAAGGUGAAAGCCAAAGCAUCCUGA